Messenger RNA from Cariama cristata (Red-legged seriema), 3684 nucleotides. It is a transcript of the gene PTPN21, whose product is annotated as protein tyrosine phosphatase, non-receptor type 21. Gene Ontology annotation, molecular function: protein tyrosine phosphatase activity. The coding region runs from base 1 to 3555 and encodes 1184 amino acids. The transcript has 19 exons. Lineage: Eukaryota; Metazoa; Chordata; Aves; Cariamiformes; Cariamidae. The record is from RefSeq and is a predicted model, not a curated record. Gene Ontology annotation, biological process: protein dephosphorylation. Gene Ontology annotation, cellular component: cytoskeleton.
AUGGUGCAGACCCCCAAGCCAGAGAUUCAGCCUUUGCUCUCAAAUGAGUGCCCACCAUUCUGCUGUGAGGGUCAGAUUACAUAUUUUAGCCUGUGGUAUUAUAAUAAGCAGAAUCAGCGCAGAUGGGUAGAUUUGGACAAGCCUCUGAAAAAGCAGCUGGACAAAUAUGCCUUGGAGCCAACUGUGUAUUUUGGAGUAGUGUUCUAUGUGCCUACUGUUUCUCAGCUUCAGCAGUCAGCAGGAGAUUACCAGUAUUAUUUGCAAUUAAAGAAAGAUAUCUUGGAGGGCAACAUUCCUUGCACAUUGGAACAAGCAAUACAUCUGGCUGGUUUAGCUGUUCAGGCUGAUUUUGGAGACUAUGAUCAAUAUGAAUCUCAGGAGUUUCUACAAAGAUUUGCUUUGUUUCCAGUGGGUUGGCUGCAAGAAGAAAAAAUAUUGGAAGAAGCGACACAGAAAGUUGCCUUGCUACAUCAGAAGUACAGAGGCCUUACUCCUCCUGACGCGGAAAUGUUAUAUAUGCAAGAAGUAGAGAGAAUGGAGGGCUAUGGUGAAGAGACCUAUCCUGCAAAGGACAGCCAAGGAAGUGACAUAUUCAUUGGAGCAUGUCUGGAUGGUAUCUUUGUGAAACACAAAAAUGGUCGUCCUCCUGUUGUAUUUAGGUGGCAUGAUAUUGCCAACAUGUCCCACAAUAAAUCCUUUUUCGCAUUAGAGCUGGCAAACAAAGAAGAGACGAUCCAAUUUCAAACUGAAGAUAUGGAAACAGCAAAGUAUGUGUGGAGGAUGUGUGUGGCUAGACACAAAUUUUACAGACUAAAUAAAUGCAGCCUAGACUCCCUGGACUCUCCACCUGAGGAGGGGUCUCAGAAAUCUUCCCUCAUUCUUUCCCUUCCACGCUUUCCAAUCCUUUCUCGUCCUUCACUUCCCAAAGGACAAACCCAGCCCAUUACAGUGAAUCCUGUUAGAAGGAGGUCUUCAUCCAGGAUGUCUAUGCCCAAGCCUCAGCCUUAUAUGAUGCCUCCACCACCUCAGCUGCAUUACAAUGGUCAUUAUACUGAACCAUAUGCAUCCUCCCAAGAUAACCUCUUUGUGAGCAAUCAGAAUGGAUACUACUGUCACUCUCAGACUAGCUUGGAUAGAGCCCCUCACGACUACAGUGGUCGGAUCCGCAAUGGUAGUGUCUAUAGUGCACAUAGCACAAACUCCCUGAACAAUCCACAACAUUACUUGCAGCCAUCCCCCAUGUCCUCUAACCCAAGCAUUACUGGAAGCGAUGUCCUCAGAACAGAUUAUGUCCCAUCGCAUAGACAUAGUGCACUAAUACCACCUUCUUAUCGCCCUACACCAGACUAUGAAACUGUAAUGAGACAGCUCAACAGGGGAAUGGUGCACACAGAUAGGCAGAGUCAUUCAAUGAGAAAUCUUAACAUUGGCAAUUCAUAUGCUUACAGCAGGCCUGAUGCCUUAGUUUACAGUCAACCUGAAAUACGAGAACAUGCUCACUUUGCUUCCCCACAAUCUAACCAUUAUCCAUUUAACCUGAACUACAGUUUUCAUAGCCAAUCCCCCUAUCCCUAUACUGCUGAAAAGCGCCCAGUUGUUGGGGCAGUCAGUGUGCCGGAGCUGACAAAUGUGCAGCUCCAGGCUCAGGACUAUCCAGCACCAAAUAUAAUGAAGACCCAAGUCUAUCGACCACCUCCCCCAUACCCAUACCCAAGACCUGCAAAUAGUACUCCAGACCUUUCACGACACAUCUACAUUAGCAGCAGCAAUCCAGAUCUUAUCACAAGGCGAGUACACCAUUCUGUCCAGACAUUUCAGGAAGACAGCCUGCCUGUGGCACAUUCUCUUCAGGAAGUCAGUGAACCUCUAACAUCAGCACGCCAUGCUCAGCUGCAGAAAAGGAACAGUAUUGAAAUAGCAGGCUUGACUCCCAGCUUUGAAGGAAUAAGAAUUAAAGAGAGGACCAUGUCAGCUUCUGCAGCAGAUGUGGCUCUUCCAAGAGUUAUCUCAGAAGGGUCACAGCCCAACAAUCUGAUGGAGAGAACAAAGCAAAAAGAAAGCGGGCAAGAAGAAAGUGUGAACUGUGAUCAUAAGAAAACCCUUUCAGAUGCCACUAUGCUGAUUCACAGUAGUGAGGAAGAAGAAGAAUUUGAAGAAGAAAACAAGGCUAGUACAAGUCUUUCGCCUCUCCCUGAAGAUCAAACCCAACUUUCAUCCGUUAUGGGUGGUUAUUCUCAUGAUUCAGUACUGAGCUACCCUUAUAGCUCUGUUGCUUCAUCUGCUGGCCCUUUGCAUAUUCUUGAGCCUAAAUUACAUAUUACAGAGACAGAAAAGAGAAUGAAAGAUAUGAGCCCCGUUCAUUUACUAGUAGAAAGCCAGGUACAGAGAAGAGGGGAAGGACUGCUUACUCCAUCUAUGUCGGAAUCUGAUCUUACAACAUCAGGGAGAUACAGAGUAAGGAAAGAUUCGGUAAAGAAGAGACCCGUGUCCGAUCUUUUCUCUGGGAAGAAGAAUAUUGUGGAAGGCCUUCCCCCGCUAGGUGGUAUGAAAAAGAAUAAAAAUGAUGCAAAAAAAAUAGGGCCUCUAAAGCUAGCUGCCCUGAAUGGACUAGCUUUGACUAGAAUGCCUCUGCCAGAUGAGGGGAAGGAAGAAUCAACAAGAGCAACAAAUGAUGAACGGUGUAAAGUUCUGGAACAACGGCUGGAGCAGGGGAUGGUGUUUACUGAAUAUGAGCGCAUUCAGAAAAAAAGACUUAUAGAUGGCGAGUGCUCAAUAGCUCGGCUUCCUGAAAACGCUGAAAGAAACCGGUUCCAGGAUGUCCUUCCUUAUGAUGAUACCAGAGUAGAACUAGUCCCAACCAAAGAAAAUAACACGGGUUACAUCAAUGCAUCUCAUAUCAAGAUCUCUGUUGGCAGCAUAGAGUGGGAUUACAUUGCUACGCAGGGCCCUUUGCAGAAUACAUGUCAGGAUUUCUGGCAGAUGAUCUGGGAACAAGGGAUUGCCAUCAUAGCUAUGGUGACAGCAGAGGAAGAAAGUGGGCGAGAAAAAAGCUUCAGAUACUGGCCACGUCUUGGUUCAAGACACAACACUGUAACAUAUGGAAGAUUUAAGAUUACCACACGAUUCCGUACUGACUCAGGCUGCUAUGCAACUACGGGUUUGAAGAUUAAACAUCUUCUCACAGGACAGGAGAGAACAGUUUGGCAUCUGCAGUAUACUGACUGGCCAGAGCAUGGCUGUCCAGAGGAUUUAAAGGGAUUUCUCUCAUACUUGGAAGAGAUACAGUCAGUGCGGCGCCAUACGAACAGCACUGCGGAUCCUAAAAACUCUAAUCCUCCUGUACUGGUACAUUGCAGUGCAGGUGUAGGACGAACAGGAGUGGUCAUACUGUCGGAGAUCAUGAUUGCUUGCUUGGAACACAAUGAGAUGCUGGACAUCCCACGAGUGCUGGACAUGUUGAGGCAGCAGAGAAUGAUGAUGGUGCAGACACUUUCACAGUACACUUUUGUUUAUGGAAUUCUCAUUCAGUUUCUCAGAAGUUCUAGACUUAUAUAAUCCCUGCUAUUUCCUAAGGGACACUGAAAGAGUUUACAGAAAGAAAAUUACAGUUGUCCAGGCAGACCUGCUCUCACUGGUGUUUUCUUUGUAUGAUGAAUCACACAGCUACCUUUUAGGGCUGGUGUG